AUGGACCCCUCCGACCUCGACCCCGAAAUGGCAGCCGCGAUGGGCUUCUCCUCCUUCGGAAUGCAACCGUCCGCGAAGAAGCGCAAAUACAACAACCGAACCGACGCCGUCGCCUCCUCCUCCUCCGCAACCGGCGCGAACCAAGUCGCCCUCGCACCCCGCGCGCCUCCCACCACCACCUCCACCUCCACCACCGCUCCCGAAGCCGCAAACACGGACGAGAUAGCCCUCGACUCCGACGACAACGAAGCCGACAGAGACGCACAAGACGACGACGGCGGCGGCGCGAGCCUCUACGCCGACCCCGCCGUCGCCCCCGCGCUCGCGCACGCGCAGAGUCUGAUCGACGAGCUGGCGACCCGCGGAGGCAUCGCCGCGGGAGGCGGCGGCGAGAACGGCGUCGCUCCGCAGCCCGUCGCCACCGCGCCGUCGGGCUUGCCUCAGAGACCCAACGCUUCGUGGGGCACGGAGAUGGGCGCGGCGCCGAAGACUUUGACGCCGCGGAGUCUGUAUCAGCGGAAUAUGAGGGAACGGAACCGGAACCCCCCGCCCCCGCGCCUUCAACACCCCGGCGACAAGCAUUGGUAUGAGGGGUACUACGACCCCAGGUCCAACGAGGACCCGUGGGAGGUGCUCGAGUUGAGCAUGAGAGGUCGGGCUGGGGAGGUCGCUUCGUCUUCAAAGAGGCAGGCUGCUGGUGUGCCGUGA
Molecule: messenger RNA, 708 nt
Organism: Colletotrichum karsti
Lineage: Eukaryota; Fungi; Ascomycota; Sordariomycetes; Glomerellales; Glomerellaceae
Exons: 1
Coding region: 1-708 (235 amino acids)
Source: RefSeq, a predicted model, not a curated record